Molecule: messenger RNA, 7988 nt
Organism: Taeniopygia guttata (zebra finch)
Lineage: Eukaryota; Metazoa; Chordata; Aves; Passeriformes; Estrildidae
Source: RefSeq, a predicted model, not a curated record
CUCCCCCCUCUCUCCCCGCAGCCCCCGCCCCGUCCCGCCAUGAGCGCCGCGGGCGGGCGGGGCCGCGCGGACGCGGAGCCCGAGAUGCCUUCCACGGAGAAGGACCUGGCGGAGGACGCGCCCUGGAAGCGCAUCCAGCAGAACACCUUCACCCGCUGGUGCAACGAGCACCUGAAAUGCGUCCAGAAGCGCGUGGGGAACCUGCAGACCGACCUCGGGGACGGGCUGCGCCUGAUCGCGCUGCUCGAGGUGCUGAGCCAGAAGCAGAUGGGCCGCAAGUACAACGCGCGCCCCACGUUCCGCCAGAUGCAGCUCGAGAACGUCUCGGUGGCGCUCGAGUUCCUGGAGAGGGAGAACAUCAAACUGGUGUCCAUCGACAGCAAGGCCAUCGUGGACGGGAACCUGAAGCUGAUCCUGGGGCUGAUCUGGACGCUCAUCCUGCACUACUCCAUCUCCAUGCCCAUGUGGGACGAGGAGGAUGAGGAGGAGGCCAAGCGCCAGACGCCGAAGCAGCGGCUGCUGGGCUGGAUCCAGAACCGCCUGCCCCAGCUGCCCAUCACCAACUUCAGCCGCGACUGGCAGAGCGGCCGCGCCCUCGGGGCCCUGGUGGACAGCUGUGCCCCGGGGCUGUGCCCCGACUGGGACUCGUGGGACCCGAGCCGGCCCGUGGAGAACGCGCGCGAGGCCAUGCAGCAGGCGGACGAGUGGCUGGGCAUCCCGCAGGUGAUCACCCCCGAGGAGAUCGUGGACCCCAACGUGGACGAGCACUCGGUCAUGACGUACCUGUCCCAGUUCCCCAAGGCCAAACUCAAACCGGGGGCGCCGCUGCGCCCCAAACUCAACCCCAAGAAGGCGCGGGCCUACGGGCCGGGGAUCGAGCCCAGCGGGAACGUGGUGCAGCAGCGCGCCGAGUUCACGGUGGAGACGAUCAGCGCGGGGCAGGGGGAGGUGCUGGUCUACGUGGAGGACCCCGACGGGCACCGCGAGGAGGCCAAGGUGGUGGCCAACAACGACAAGAACCGAACGUUCUCCGUGUCCUACGUGCCCAAAGUCACCGGCGUCCACAAGGUGACGGUGCUGUUCGCGGGGCAGCACAUCGCCAAGAGCCCCUUCGAGGUGCAGGUGGGGAGGGCAGCGGGGGACGCCGGGCGGGUGACGGCGGCGGGGCCGGGGCUGGAGCCGCUGGGGAACGCGGCCAACAGGAGCACGCACUUCGACAUCUGCACCGCCGGUGCGGGCCCGGGGGAGGUGGGGGUCUCCAUCGUGGACCCCAGCGGGCGGCGCGGGACCCCCGAGGCGCUGCUGGAGGAUCGUGGGUCUGGGGGCUUCCGCUGCUCCUACCGGCCGCAGAGCGAGGGGCUGCACCAGGUGCACGUCACCUUCGGGGGGGUGCCCAUCCCCCGCAGCCCCUUCGGCGUCACCGUGGGCCAGGCCUGCAGCCCCGGGGCGGUGCGGGCCGAGGGCCGGGGGCUGCAGCCCAAAGGGCUCCGGGUCAAUGAGGCCGCCCAGUUCAAGGUGCACACCCGGGGCGGCGGCAGCGGCGACCUCAAAGUGGCCGUCAAGGGACCCAAGGGCCCCGAGCCCGUCCAGCAGAAGGAUUUGGGGGACGGAACUUUCGGGCUGGAAUAUUUCCCCACCGUGCCCGGGAACUACACGGUGGCCGUGACCUGGGGCGGGCAGCACGUGCCCCGCAGCCCGUUUGAGGUGACGGUGGCACCCGAGGGUGGCACCCCCCGGGUCAGGGCCUGGGGGCCCGGCCUGGAGGGGGGGGUGGCCGGGAAAGCCGCGGAUUUCAUGGUGGAGGCGAUCGGCGACGACGUGGGGACCCUCGGGUUCUCGGUGGAGGGCCCGUCCCAGGCCCGGUUGGAGUGCGAGGACGGCGGGGACGGCUCGGGCCGGGUGCGGUACUGGCCGCAGGAGCCGGGGCUGUACGCGGUGCACGUGCUGUGCGACGGCGCCGACAUCCGCGGCAGCCCCUUCAUGGCCGACAUCCGCCCUGCGAGCGGGGACUGCUUCCCUGAGAAGGUGAAGGCGCAGGGCCCGGGGCUGGAGCCCUCGGGGGUGGUGCUGGACAAACCCGCCGAGUUCAGCGUGGACGCGCGGCACGGCGGCACCGGCGGCCUCCGGGUGCACAUGCAGGACGCGGAGGGGAACCCCGUGGACGUGGCGGUGAAGGACAACGGGAACGGGACCUUCAGCUGCUCCUACACCCCAAAAAAAGCCCUGAAGCACACGGCCAUGGUGGCCUGGGGGGGCGUCAACAUCCCCCAGAGCCCCUUCCGGGUGGGGGUGGGGGCCGGCAGCCACCCCCACAAGGUGAAGGUUUUCGGGCCGGGCGUGGCCAAGACGGGGCUCAAAGCGCUGGAGCCGACCUAUUUCACCGUGGACUGCGCCGAGGCCGGCCAGGGUGACGUCAGCAUCGGCAUCAAGUGCGCCCCGGGCGUGGUGGGCCCGGCCGAGGCCGACCUGGACUUCGACAUCAUCCGCAACGACAACGACACCUUCACGGUCAAGUACACGCCCCGGGGCGGGGGGCUGCACACCAUCAUGGUGCUGUUCGCCGGCCAGGCCACCCCCAGCAGCCCCAUCCGGGUCAGGGUGGACCCCUCCCACGACGCCAGCAAGGUCAAGGCCGAGGGGCCCGGCCUGAGCCGCUCCGGUGUGGAGCUGGGCAAGCCCACCCAUUUCACGGUCAGCACCAAGGGGGGUGGCCGCGCCGCCCUGGACGUGCAGGUGACCGGGCCGGGCAAGGGCGAGGCCGUGAGGGACCUGCAGGUGACCGACAACCACGACGGCACCCACACGGUCACCUACACCCCCGUGCAGCAGGGCAAUCUGGGGGUGUCGGUGACCUACGGGGGGGACCCCAUCCCCAAAAGCCCCUUCAGCGUCGGCGUCAGCCCCGGCGUGGACCUGGGCAAGAUCAAAAUCUCCGGCCUGGACGACAAGCUGGAGGCGGGCAAGGCGCAGGAGUUCACGGUGAAGGCCAAGGGCGCGGGGGGCCAGGGCAAGGUGGGCGCCCGGAUUUUGGGGCCGUCCCGCAAGGGGGUCCCGUGCACAGUGGAGCCGGGCGCGGCGCCGGAGAGCAGCGCCGUGCGCUUCGUGCCGCGCGACGAGGGCCCCCACAGCGUGGAGGUCACCUACGACGGCGUCCCCGUGCCCGGCAGCCCCUUCCCCGUCGAGGUGGUGCCGCCCACCGACCCCUCCAAGGUCCGCGCUUUCGGCCCCGGCCUCCAGGGAGGCCUGGCGGGGGUUCCAGCCCCGUUCACCAUCGACACCAAAGGCGCCGGCACGGGCGGUUUGGGGCUGACCGUGGAGGGGCCCUGCGAGGCCAAAAUCGAGUGCCAGGACAACGGCGACGGCACCUGCUCCGUGUCCUACCUGCCCACGGAGCCCGGCGACUACAACAUCAACAUCCUCUUCGCCGGCGCGCACAUCCCGGGCUCGCCCUUCCGCGCGCCGAUCCGGCCCAAGUUCGACCCUUCCAAGGUCACCUGCGAAGGGCCGGGGUUGGAGAAGGCCACGGCCGGCCAGCCGGGGCGCUUCCGCGUGGACUGCAGCCGGGCGGGGACGGCCGAGCUGACCAUCGGCAUCGCCUCGGAGGCCGGGGCGCGGGCGGACGUGCGGGUGGAGGAGAACGGCGACGGCAUUUACACCAUCGCCUACACGCCGCGCAGCGCCGGCGUGCACACCGUCACCGUGGAGUACGGCGGGCAGCCCGUGCCGCACUUCCCCAGCACCGUGCGCGUGGAGCCGGCGCCGGCGGCCGUGGAUACGAGCGGCAUCAAGGUGUACGGGCCCGGCGUGGAGGGGAAGGCCGUGUUCCGCGAGGCCGUGACGGAGUUCGAGGUGGACGCCCGGGCCGUGGCCAAGGCCGGCGGUCCCCUGGUCAAGGCCCUGGUGUCCAACCCCUCUGGAAACGUCACCGAGACCUUCGUGGAGGACCGGGGUGACGGCACCUACCACGUGGAGUACACGCCCUACGAGGAGGGCCUGCACAAGGUGGACGUGACCUACGGGGGGUCCCCGGUGCCGCUGAGCCCAUUCCGCGUCCCCGUCACCGAGGGCUGCGACCCCAGCCGGGUGCGGGUGCACGGCCCCGGCAUCCAGAGCGGCACCACCAACCAGCCCAACAAAUUCACCGUGGAGACCCGGGGGGCCGGCACCGGGGGGCUGGGCCUGGCCGUGGAGGGGCCCUCGGAAGCCAAAAUGUCCUGCACGGACAACAAGGACGGCAGCUGCUCCGUGGAGUACGUCCCCUACGAGGCGGGAACCUACAGCCUCAACGUCACCUACGGCGGCCACCAGGUCCCCGGGAGCCCGUUCCAGGUGCCGGUGUCGGACGUGGUGGACGCGUCCCGAGUGUCCUGCGGGGGUCCUGGGCUGACCCCCGGCCACGUCCGGGCCAACGUCCCCCAGACCUUCACCGUGGACACCUCCAAGGCCGGCGUGGCCCCGCUGGACGUCAAAGUCCAGGGCCCCAAAGGCGUGCUGGAGCCCGUGGACGUGGCGGACAACGGCGACGGCACGCAGCGCGUGUCCUACGUCCCGUCCCGCGAGGGCCCCUACAGCAUCUCCGUGCGCUACGGCGACCACGAGGUGCCCCGCAGCCCCUUCAAGGUGAAGGCGCUGCCCACCCACGACGCCAGCAAGGUGCGGGCGAGCGGCCCCGGGCUCAACACCACGGGCGUGCCGGCCAGCCUGCCCGUGGAGUUCACCAUCGACGCCAAGGACGCCGGCGAGGGGCUGCUGGCCGUGCAGAUCACGGACCCCGAGGGGAAGCCCAAGAAAGCCUCGAUCCGGGACAAUCAGGACGGCACCUACACCGUGUCCUACGUGCCGGACAUGACGGGGCGCUACACCAUCCUCAUCAAAUACGGGGGGGACGAGAUCCCCUAUUCCCCCUACCGCAUCCGCGCCGUGCCCACCGGCGACGCCAGCAAGUGCACGGUCACCGUUUCCAUCGGAGGUCACGGCUUAGGACCGGGCCUGGGCCCCACCAUCCAGCUGGGCGAGCAGACGCUGAUCACGGUGGACGCCAAGGCGGCCGGCAAGGGCAAGGUCACCUGCUCGGUGUGCACGCCCGACGGCUCCGAGGUGGACGUGGACGUGGUGGAGAACCCCGACGGCACCUUCGACAUCUUCUACACCGCGCCCCAGCCCGGCAAAUACGUCAUCUGCGUGCGGUUCGGGGGGGAGCACAUCCCCAACAGCCCCUUCCAGGUCAUGGCCACGGACCGGCCGCUGCUGGGGGUCAACGGGCUGGACAUGGCCGGGCUGCGGCCCUUCGACCUCGUCAUCCCCUUCACCAUCAAGAAGGGCGAGAUCACAGGUGAGGUGCGGAUGCCCUCGGGCAAAGUGGCCACUCCGGACAUCACGGACAACAAGGACGGGACAGUGACCGUGCGCUUCGCGCCCAGCGAGGCGGGGCUGCACGAGAUGGACAUUCGCUGUGACAGCAUCCACAUCCCUGGCAGCCCCCUGCAGUUCUACGUGGAUUACGUGAACAGCGGCCACGUCACCGCCUACGGCCCCGGCCUGACCCACGGCACCGUCAACCGCCCGGCGGCCUUCACCGUCAACACCAAGGACGCGGGCGAGGGGGGACUGUCCUUGGCCGUCGAGGGUCCCUCCAAGGCCGAGAUCAGCUGCCAGGACAACGGGGACGGGACCUGCUCCGUGUCCUACCUGCCGGUGCUGCCCGGGGACUACGGCAUCGUGGUCAAGUACAACGACAAGCACAUCGCGGGGAGCCCCUUCACAGCCAGGAUCACGGGUGACGAUUCCCUGCGCCAGUCCCACCUCAAGGUGGGCGCCUCGGCCGAGAUCCCGCUGGACAUCGGCGAGAGUGACCUGAGCCAGCUGAGCGCCACCGUCACCGCGCCCUCGGGCCGGCGCGAGCCCUGCUCGCUGAAACGGCUGCGGGACGGCCACCUGGGGAUCUCGUUUGUGCCCCAGGAGGUCGGGGAGCACCUGGUCCAUGUCACCAGGGGGGGACAGCCGCUGCCGCGCAGUCCCGUGUCCGUCACCAUCAGCCAGGCCGAGCUCGGCGACGCCUCCCGGGUGCGGCUGCGCGGGCCCGGCCUGAGCGAGGGCACCACGUUCCAGCCCGCCCAGUUCACCAUCGACACCCGCCAGGCCGGCUACGGGGGGCUGAGCCUGUCCAUCGAGGGCCCCAGCAAGGUGGACAUCACCACGGAGGAGCUGGAGGACGGCACCUGCCGCGUGUCCUACUGCCCCACCGAGCCCGGCAACUACAUCAUCUCCGUCAAGUUCGGGGACCAGCACGUGCCUGGGAGCCCCUUCUCGGUGAAGGUGACGGGCGAGGGCCGCGUGCGGGAGAGCAUCACCCGGCGGCGCCGCGCCCCCCCCGAGGCCAGCGUGGGCACCCCCUGCGACCUCAGCCUCAAAAUGCCGGAACUCUCCGUCUCGGAGGUCUCGGCGCAGGUGACCGGCCCCUCGGGGCAGCCGGUGGCGGCGCAGGUGCUGCCCGGCGCCGGGGGCGCGGUCGGGGUGCGCUUCGUGCCGCAGGAGACGGGCGCGCACCGGGUCAGCGUCAAGGACCGGGGGCAGCACGUGCCCGGGAGCCCCUUCCAGUUCACCGUGGGGCCGCUGGGCGAGGGCGGCGCACACAAGGUCCGAGCCGGGGGGCCGGGGCUGGAGCGCGCCGAGGCCGGCAGCCCCGCCGAGUUCAGCAUCUGGACGCGCGAGGCCGGCGCCGGGGGUCUCUCCAUCGCCGUCGAGGGUCCCAGCAAGGCCGAGAUCGCCUUCGAGGACCACAAGGACGGAUCCUGCGGGGUCUCCUACGUGGUGCAGGAACCCGGUGACUACGAGGUGUCGGUGAAGUUCAACGACGAGCACAUCCCCGAGAGCCCCUUCGUGGUGACGGCGGCGGCUCCCAGCGACGCCGCGCGGCGCCUGACUGUUUCUAGCCUUCAGGAGUCGGGGCUGAAGGUUCACCAGCCCGCCUCGUUCGCCGUCAGCCUCAACGGGGCCCGGGGGGCCCUGGACGCCAAAGUGCACAGCCCCUCGGGGGCCGUGGAGGAGUGCCACAUCUCCGAGGUCACCCCAGACAAAUACGCCGUGCGCUUCAUCCCGCGGGAGAACGGCGUCUACUCCAUCGACGUGAAGUUCGAGGGCUCCCACAUCCCCGGGAGCCCCUUCAAGGUCCGGGUGGGGGAGCCAGGCCAGGCCGGGGAUCCGGGCCUGGUCUCGGCCUACGGGCCUGGCCUGGAGGGCGGCACCACAGGCUCCCCGGCCGAGUUCGUGGUGAACACGUCCAAGGCGGGCCCGGGCGCUCUGGCCGUGACCAUCGAGGGCCCCUCCAAGGUGACCAUGGAGUGCCACGAGUGCCCCGAGGGGUUCCGGGUCAGCUACACCCCCAUGGCCCCCGGCAGUUACCUCAUCGCCAUCAAAUUCGGGGGGCCCCACCACAUCGUGGGGAGCCCCUUCAAGGCCAAGAUCACCGGGCCACGCCUGGUGAGCAGCCACAGCCUCCGCGAGAGCUCCUCGGUGCUGGUGGACUCGGGGGGCCACGGGGGCCCCUCCCCCGCCCCCGCCCCCGCCGGGGCCCCCCCGGGACCCCCCAAAUUCUCGGACGCCUCCAAGGUGGUGGCCAAAGGCCUGGGGCUCACCAAGGGCUUCGUGGGCCAGAAGAAUUCCUUCACCGUGGACUGCAGCAAGGCCGGCAACAACAUGCUGCUGGUGGGGGUGCAGGGCCCCCGCAGCCCCUGCGAGGAGAUCGUGGUCAAGCACUUGGGCAACCAACUGUACAACGUGGGCUACCUGCUGCGCGAGCGCGGCGAGUACCUGCUGGUGGUCAAGUGGGGCGAGCAGCACGUGCCCAACAGCCCCUUCCGCCUCUGCGUGCCCUGAGACGCCCAAAAAGCCAAAAAAGUGUCCUGCAAAUGGGGCAAAAGCAAAAAAAUGCCAUGGAAACGGGGGAAAAGCAAAAAAAAUGGGGGAAAACCCAUAAAAAACGGGGGAAA